AUGAUGCGAUUCUUCCCUGUACCGUCCCGAUGGAAAUCCGUCAAUUCAUUUCACACCACUUUGUGCUCGUUGGAUGUGAUGCCUAUACGCCAAUAUCGCUUGUUCGGCUCAUCGAACGAUCUUCUGAAGUCUAAGCAGCGCAAAGUCGUCGAACUGAAGGCGUGCGACCUGAACGAGUCUUUUGUCAAGGGCUCCGGCAAGGGUGGCCAGAAGAUCAACAAAGUGCGCAACUGCGUACUUUUGACGCACUUGCCAACGGGUUUGCAAGUUCGCACUCAGAAGACACGCUCACUGGACGACAACCGUCGCGUCGCUCGGAAAUUGUUGCUGCAGAAACUGGACGACCACGUAAACGGGUCGCUAAGUAAACACAAUGAGAAAAUUGCCCAACUGCGUCGUAAAAAAGCGAACCGACGAGCCAAGUCGAAGCAGAAGUAUGCGACAGCAGACUGUGAGUUGGAUGGAAACGAUGGCAAAGAGGCCGACGAAGGAGAAGCUGAUGUGGGCGAACACAUUAAGUUGGAGGGUUAUACCUGCGUAGUAAACAAGGACAUAGAGUGA
Molecule: messenger RNA, 561 nt
Organism: Peronospora matthiolae
Lineage: Eukaryota; Oomycota; Peronosporomycetes; Peronosporales; Peronosporaceae
Source: the annotation of a GenBank genome assembly